Molecule: messenger RNA, 2412 nt
Organism: Rhododendron vialii
Lineage: Eukaryota; Viridiplantae; Streptophyta; Magnoliopsida; Ericales; Ericaceae
Product: pentatricopeptide repeat-containing protein At1g12300, mitochondrial-like
Exons: 2
Coding region: 79-1689 (536 amino acids)
Molecular function (GO): protein binding
Source: RefSeq, a predicted model, not a curated record
ACAAACAAAGCCAAGUUUGUGUCGUUCUUGUCAGCCAAAUCCUCAUCCUGGAUUCCCCCUAGAGAGAGAGAGAGAGAGAUGGCUCAGAUUAGUGCUUCUUCUCUAAUCAGUCCGAUGGAUUCUUCUUCUAAUUACCGAAAAUGUAAUCUUCUCUCUCCACCCCACCAUUCAUCUUUUGCCCUUCUUCAGUUUCAUUCCCUUCCUACUGCAACUGCAAAUCUAUUUCCUUCUCAUUCUCACACUAGAAACCCUAGUUUUCCUCUUUCUGCAACCAUCAUCAGUCCACCAAAACACCAACCCAAGUCGAGAAAACAGCUUUACGUGGGGCGGCUGGGGCCCAUUGAUAAUCUCCGAGCAGCUGAAUUGUUCCUCGAUCGGAUGCCCCAAAUGCGACAUCUGCCACCCAUUGAUGAAAUAAAUAAAGCGUUAACCACUAUUACGAAAGCGAGUAAGUACAGCACGGCUCUUUAUCAUUUUAACAAGUUGCAGUUAUUAGGCAUUCAGCUAGAUUUGUAUACCUUCAACAUUGCAAUUAACUGUUACUGUCGCAUGAAUCAAGUUGGCUUUGGGUUCUCGCUUCUAGGCGGUAUCGUCAAACGCCGCUAUACGCCUAAUGUAGUUACCUUCACCUCUCUGUUAAAUGGACUUUGUAUAGUGUAUAAAACUGUUGAGGCCGUGGAGUUAUUCGAGAAAUUAAUCAGAAAAGGAGAAAUCGAACCCAAUAUGACUAUGUGUGGGACGAUUUUAAAUGGCCUUUGCAAAAAGGGAAAAACGGGAGCGGCUAUCAGGUUUCUUGGGAUGUUGGAAAAGAGAGGUUUAAAACCUGACACCAUGGAAUAUAACAUGAUCGUUGACCGUCUUUGCAAGGAUGGCUUGGUCAAUGACGCUUUCAACUUCUUAGUAGUAAUGAAUAGCAAAGGUAUCCGUGCAAAUGUUGUUACUUAUACAUCUCUGAUUGAUGGCCUAUGCAAACAUGACAAGAGGAAGGAAGCUAUAGGAGUGCUACGAGAAAUGUUGGAUAGUGCUAUUUCACCAAAUGUUUUUACAUUUAAUGUUUUGGUCUCUGCUCUUUGCAAGCAAAGGAUGACAAAGGAAGCGGAGGAGUUACUUGAAGUCAUGGAAAAAAGAGGUGUGGAUCCUGAUGUUUUCACAUACACUAGUCUCAUGGAGGGAUAUUGUUUGCAAGGCCGGAUGGACGAAGCAAAGAGAUUGUUAAAUGCCAUGGCGGUUAGGGGCCUUCAUCUUAACAUUUAUAGUUAUGGCGUUUUGAUUAGUGGAUACUGCAAGAACAUGAAAUUAGACGAGGCCAUGCAUAUCUUUCGAGAAAUGCGUCGACGUGGUUGGAAACCAAACAUUGUUAUUUUCUCUACUAUAUCGCUGGGUAUGGUUCGGACUGGUACAUAUAAAGCUGCUCGAGAAAUUCUUAAUGAAAUGCAAGCUGCUGGCCUAAUUCCUGGUAUUAGAACUUGUGGUCUCUUGUUGGACGGCCUUUGCCAAUCCGGGCAAAUUGAUGAAGCGUUGUUCUUAUUUGACAUGAUGGAAAAAAAGGGUUUAGGUCUCGAUAUUGGUAAGUAUAAUAUCCUUGCUGAUGCAUAUUGCAAGAAUAAAAAACUUGAUAAUGCAAGGGAUCUUCUCACUACGCUUCCUUCGAAAGGGUCAUGUCCUGAUGAUAGGACUUCAUUGGUAUGAGUCGGGGUCUUUUGAGGAAUGCCUUCUUGAAGAAGUUGUCCUGCGGAAUGAUGUCUCUUAUAAGUCAUCAUUCAGUGAUUUCUUAGCCGUUUGAAGUCCUUUGAGGCAUUUUUACUCCUUGAAGAAAUGAUUGGAAGCCAAAUGUAUCUACUGGUUCCUUGACUGUGGAUUUAAUUAACUAAAGGAUUGGACCGCGCUCUCAAAGAAGUGAUAAAGAAGUUUGCGUUGUGCCAAAGAAUAGACAGUUAGCAAGACUUUGAAUUAAGAAGAUUACGCCAUGAAGAACUACAGAUUGCUUUUCACACAUCCAUCAAGGGUUUUGAUUGAGAUUCAUUUCAACCAAGGAUGAAGAUUACACAACUCAAGUUUUAUCACCCAACAGGACAAUGUAAAAUCCCCAUGGUUGCUUUUCAUACAACGACUCCCUCUACGUUACCACCCAUCAUUGGCGUUCGAUUUAAGAUUUGACUGAAAAAUUGAGGUAGUUUCGAAUGUAUUUUCUUCUGUUCUCAUUAGCGCUCUCUUUACCUAUUUCCAAAUUAAAGUUCAAAUUAUUGAUUGGGUUGUUUCCUAUUGGUUCAAGAUUUCGAGUUGCAUUAUUAGUUUGUGCUUUUUAACGUUGUUGUGAGGGUUGUCGUGGUUAUGUUUCAGAUCCGGGCCUAUGUCCCAAUUGAAGGAUUAUUGAUUUGGUAGUAAUUAAUCUAAGUGCAAACGCAAGUAAAA